AAGAAUCACAUAAUAAAUCUUGCCUUAUUUCUAAAUCAUGAACAAUCAGAUAAUUGAAGCUGCAUCAACCAUUAGCAGUUCGUAAUACAAUUUGCAUGAGUUCGCUUAGCAAUAAUGGUCCAUAAAAUUCACGAACAUGAUCCUUGUACAUGUAUAUCCACAUAUCCAUAUACACAUACAUCCAUGUAUAUGGAUUUUGACACAUACCACCACCACCACCAAAUGAUCGGCUGGACCGCCCUUUGAAUCCUAAACAACUCUCUUCCACAGAUGAUGCAAUGCAUUAAAACUUCCGCACCUUGUCUUCCACAGUCCGUCAGUGCGAACGGUGUGCUGCGAGUUGCGCGUGUGUGCGUGGUUCACAGAACGAGCAUGACAUUCAUGUCGUGUUAUGACGUUUGUUGUUAAACACACAGUGACUUUGCGCUAUUAGCCGGCGCGGUAACGAACGUGCUGAGCACUGGUAGGGUCAGUCGUCCUGCGGUUUCCGGCUGUAGUUCUUAACCUUACUGUUUUCUAUCACUGACCUCAAUACACGUAUCUUGACCGGUUCAACAGCGACGAAUUAUUAUACGAUUCAACGUAAUUAAAGCUAUACCAAGUUUUUGACAAAAUGCCAGUAGUUUGGUCUGCUGUGGGAGCCACUGUGCUUCCCAAUGUGGGGGGAUGGUUGGGAGCGGCGGUAGUCAGACCGAAUUUAAAGUGGUACGAGACAUUGAAGAGGCCCAGUUGGAGACCCCCAAAUUGGGCAUUUGGUCCUGUUUGGACUACCCUAUACACAGGCAUGGGCUAUGCCUCAUACUUGGUUUGGAGAGAUGGAGGUGGUUUUGAAGGGAAUGCUCGGUUACCCCUUGCACUUUAUGCAUCCCAGUUAGCACUGAACUGGACUUGGAGUCCAAUAUUUUUUGGUGCUCAUAAUAUUCCACUGUCCCUUGUCAACAUAAGCCUCCUGUACAUCAAUACUGCUGCCUGUGGUUAUUCUUUCUAUCAGAUUAACCAAUGUGCUGGUCUAUUGUUUGUACCAUAUAUGGCAUGGCUUACUCUGGCAUCGUGCCUUAAUUACUAUAUUUACAGACAUAAUCGAGGUUCAAAGAGCCUAAAAGAAGAAAAAGAGAAAUGACUGUAACUCGUUAAAGCCCCAUGAUCCAAACAGUGACCUUGUUUUAGCAAGAAUAUAUCGUAAACACAGCACAUAAAAUGGUUGCAAAACUGGUGUUGAAAUUAAAUCCCAGUGCCUUGUGAAAUGAUUUUAUUUUUGUUUGGCAAUAUCUACCUCUCUGGCUUUGGGAGCUCGAUUCAAUGCAGUUUUGUGUAAAAAUAGUGGAAAAAAGAAAUGAAAUGUCUUUUAAAUAGUAAUUGUUGUUGAACAUUUAUAGUUUCAAAUAUUGAUUCAUUUUUUAUAAUGAGGGGGUAUUUUGCAGAGAAAAUACAGUCUAAUAUCUUGAAAAACUUGAACUUUAAGAUACAUUGUAAGUUAUGUUUUGCAACAUGUAUAUUUUAAUAAAGUUUUUUCAUGAAACUGGC
Molecule: messenger RNA, 1524 nt
Organism: Gryllus bimaculatus (two-spotted cricket)
Lineage: Eukaryota; Metazoa; Arthropoda; Insecta; Orthoptera; Gryllidae
Source: the annotation of a GenBank genome assembly